Molecule: messenger RNA, 1500 nt
Organism: Amorphotheca resinae ATCC 22711
Lineage: Eukaryota; Fungi; Ascomycota; Leotiomycetes; Helotiales; Amorphothecaceae
Exons: 5
Coding region: 151-1047 (298 amino acids)
Molecular function (GO): calcium ion binding
Source: RefSeq, a predicted model, not a curated record
AAGGAGUGCUUGGCCCCCGCCCCAUCCAACACCACAGCCUCGAAGGCUGUCGAAAGGACUUCGUUCUUUUCUAUACAACAGGACGUUUCAAAAUCUCGGAAUCACUAUCUUUUCUAAACAUCUUCUCCGCGAAUCAGUCAUUCGUUCAACAUGGCAUAUAACAAAGCCUUCAAUCCUGAUUCUCUGCCUGCAUUCGCAGAACCCGAAAGAAAGCAUCCCGCUUCAACAGCCGCUCCCGCGCAUUCUCCUGGCCUCGCUCCAAACCAGGCGCAACAUGCGCCUCAUCCACAGCAAUAUGUCAACAAGCCCCCUCCUCCUCUCCCUCGACCAGAAGUUCAACAGCACGGGUAUCGCCCUGGUGGUCAGCAACCACCGCAGAUGCAACCACCCGCAAGUUACGGUUCCUCCGCUUCUCCUCCACCCCCUCAUGGCUUCCAAUCGCCUCCCCUAGGAGCCAGCUAUGGAAACCGACCGCCACCAGGCCAGAACAGACCUCCGCCAAUGUCGAGGCCACCGCCUUCACCUACACCACCAAAUGGUGCUGAUCCCGCCCUUUGGCCGCUCUUCAAAGCAGUAGAUAAAACUGGUAGCGGCCAACUCACCGAGAGAGAACUACGCGCUGCCCUUGUGAACGGCGACUGGACAGCUUUCGAUCCUUAUACCAUAAAAAUGAUGAUUCGCAUGUUUGACAGUGAUCGCUCAGGGUCAAUUGGGUUUGAAGAGUUCUGCGGCCUAUGGGGAUUUCUGGCAGCAUGGAGGUCACUCUUUGACCGAUUCGAUACUGACAGAAGUGGGAACAUCAGUAUUGACGAAUAUACAAAUGCGCUGGUUGCGUUUGGAUAUCGUCUGAGCCCUCAAUUCGUGCAUACGAUGUUUAAGACGUAUGAUAAAAGGAACGAGGGAGCCAUCAGUUUCGACCUCUUUGUGCAAAGUUGCAUCAGUUUGAAGAGGAUGACAGAUGUGUUCAAGAAGUAUGACGACGACAGAGAUGGCUACAUCACGUUAUCCUUUGAGGAUUUCCUGACCGAGAUCCUAAGGCAGAGGUAGCCUGCUGAGAAGGUACUGGGGAACGGGAACCAGUGUGACUGCGAUAUUUCUUUAAGCCUGUCUUAUGCGUGAUAUUCAUAGACAAUAUGAUACCCAAACAUUUGCUCUGGAUUAUGGUAUCAGGAGCUGAUGCUACGCUUUGUCUCAAAAAAUUGUUCUCGAUGCCUUUCUCGGACUUCUUAGAUCUCGAUGAGGCUAUAGUGUCUUCUAUCUGUUAUGAAAUCUGUCUGAUAUCUAUAUUCACGCAGGAACAUUGCGCAGGAAUUGGAACAUAAGAUAACAAUUACUAAUUCGGUUUCAGUGGUUAAGCUUGGGUGCCUUCAAACAAUACACCUCUCACGGCAAGAGGUGGAUGGUUAGAGAAGGGGCAAGAAGAUCUAGUCUUCGAAGUUUGCGACUGUCCUCUGCUCAAUCAUGGAAACUGGAUAGUAAUUGAUAUCUUAUAUUCUGGUU